This is a messenger RNA of Mauremys reevesii (Reeves's turtle), 6137 nucleotides long. RefSeq names its product neurexin 2 (gene NRXN2). Bases 26 to 5107 code for a protein of 1693 amino acids. The record is from RefSeq and is a predicted model, not a curated record. The transcript is spliced from 22 exons. NCBI's taxonomy places the organism in Eukaryota, Metazoa, Chordata, Testudines, Geoemydidae.
CAGACUGCUGCCCUUGGUGCUGCUGAUGGGUGCCCUGCUGGGCCCCGGGGCGGGCGGGGCGGCGCUGGAGUUCGGUGGCGCCACGGGGCAGUGGGCCCGCUAUGCCCGCUGGGAUGCCAGCUCCUUGGGGGAGCUGAGCUUUAGCCUGAAGACAAACGUCUCGCGGGCGCUGGUGCUUUACCUGGACGAUGGGGGGAACUGCGACUUCCUGGAGCUCAUGAUCACUGAUGGGCGCCUGCGCCUGCGUUUCACCAUCUCCUGUGCUGAGCCUGCCAAGCUGCACCUGGAGACGCCCGUGGAUGACGACCGCUGGCACAUGGUGCUCCUGACCCGCAACUACCGAGAGACCAUGCUGGUGGUGGAUGGCGAGGCCAAGGUGGCCGAGGUCAAGUCCAAGCGGCGGGACAUGGCGGUGGAGAGCGACCUCUUUGUGGGGGGGAUCCCGCCCGACGUGCGCCUCUCGGCGCUUACCCUGAGCACCGUCAAGUACGAAGUGCCCUUCAAGGGGCUGGUGGCCAACCUCAAGGUGGGCGACACGCCGCCGGCCCUGCUGGGCAGCCAGGGCAUCCGCAGCGACACGGAGUACCUGUGCACCAAGCAGAAUCCCUGUGCCCACGGGGGGCUCUGCAGCGUGCUGAAUGGCGAGGUGCAGUGCGACUGCAGUAUGACCGGCUUCCAGGGCAAGUUCUGCAGCGAAGAAGAGCACACGAUGGAAGGUCCUGCUCAUCUGACGUUAAACAGCCAAGUAGGGUCCAUUCUGUACUCGGAAGGGGGGGAAGGGAGAGGAGCCAGUGAGGUGCAGCACACAUCGAAAGGGAAGGAGGAAUACGUGGCGACCUUCAAGGGCAACGAGUUCUUCUGCUACGACCUGUCCCACAACCCGAUCCAGAGCAGCACUGAUGAGAUCACACUGUCCUUCCGCACCCUGCAGCGCAAUGGCCUCAUGCUGCACACGGGGAAGUCGGCCGACUACGUCAACCUGUCGCUCAAGAGCGGGGCCGUGUGGCUAGUCAUCAACCUGGGAUCAGGCGCCUUUGAGGCGCUGGUGGAGCCCGUCAACGGCAAGUUCAAUGACAACAACUGGCAUGACAUCCGGGUGACCCGGAACCUGCGCCAGCACGCAGGAAUUGGACACGCUAUGGUAAACAAACUGCAUUACCUGGUGACCAUUUCUGUGGAUGGUAUCCUGACAACGACGGGCUACACACAGGAGGAUUAUACCAUGCUGGGCUCAGAUGACUUUUUCUACAUUGGGGGCAGCCCCAACACAGCUGACCUGCCGGGGUCCCCAGUCAGCAAUAACUUCAUGGGGUGCCUCAAGGAUGUCGUGUACAAGAACAAUGACUUCAAGCUGGAGCUGUCACGCCUGGCAAAGGAGGGCGACCCCAAGAUGAAGAUCAAUGGGGACUUGGUGUUCCGCUGUGAGAAUGUGGCAGCGCUGGACCCAGUCACCUUUGAGUCGCCCGAGGCCUACAUCUCCCUGCCCAAGUGGAACACCAAGAAGACUGGCUCCAUCUCCUUUGACUUCCGCACCACUGAGCCCAACGGGCUGCUGCUCUUCAGCCAUGGGCGCCUGCAGCCCCCACGGGAGGGCCGUGCUGAGCGUCCACACAAGGCUGACUACUUUGCCAUGGAGCUGCUGGACGGGCACCUUUAUCUGCUGCUAGACAUGGGCUCUGGUGGCAUCAAGAUGCGGGCCAGCAAUAAGAAGGUCAAUGACGGCGAGUGGUGCCACGUGGACUUCCAGCGUGAUGGACGUAAAGGCUCCAUCUCAGUGAAUAGCCGCAGCAUACCGUUCCUGGCCAGUGGGGAGAGUGAGAUCCUGGACCUGGACAGUGAGAUGUACCUGGGGGGCCUUCCUGAGAAUCGACUGGACUUGAUCCUACCCCCUGAGGUGUGGACUGCCUUCCUCAACUAUGGCUAUGUGGGCUGCGUGCGGGACCUCUUCAUCGACGGCAAGAGCCGAGAUGUGCGGCGCCUGGCCGAGGUGCAAAGCGUGCCCGGCGUCUCCAGCUUCUGCUCCCGGGAGACCCUCAAGCAGUGCAGCAGUGCACCCUGCCGCAAUGGGGGGGUCUGCCGUGAGGGCUGGAACCGCUUCGUCUGUGACUGCCUUGGCACUGGCUACCUGGGCAGAGUGUGCGAGAGAGAGGCCACGGUGCUGAGUUAUGAUGGCAGCAUGUACAUGAAGAUCAUGCUGCCAGGGGUGAUGCACACAGAGGCCGAGGACGUGUCCCUGCGGUUCAUGUCCCAGCGUGCCUAUGGCUUCAUGCUGGCCACCACCUCCAAAGAGUCGGCCGACACCCUGCGCCUCGAGCUUGACGGCGGGCAGAUGAAGCUUACCGUCAACCUAGACUGUGUCAGGAUAGGCUGUAACCCCAGUAAAGGCCCCGAGACCCUCUUUGCUGGCCACAAACUCAACGACAAUGAGUGGCACACAGUGCGGGUUGUGCGGCGCGGGAAGAGCCUGCAGCUCUCGGUGGACAAUGUCACCGUGGAAGGGCAGAUGGCCGGCGCGCACACCCGCCUGGAGUUCCACAACAUCGAGACCGGCAUCAUGACGGAGCGUCGCUUCAUCUCCGUGGUGCCCUCUAACUUCAUCGGGCACCUGAGCAGCCUGGUGUUCAAUGGGCUGCCCUACAUGGACCUGUGCAAGAAUGGCGACAUCAGCUACUGCGAGCUCAAUGCCCGCUUCGGCCUGCGCAGCAUCAUUGCCGACCCCGUCACCUUCAAGAGCCGCGCCAGCUACCUGGCACUGGCCACGCUGCAGGCCUAUGCCUCCAUGCACCUCUUCUUCCAGUUCAAAACCACCGCCACCGACGGCCUCAUCCUCUUCAACAGCGGCAAUGGCAACGACUUCAUCGUGGUGGAGCUGGUCAAGGGGUACAUCCACUAUGUCUUCGACUUGGGCAACGGGCCAUCGCUGAUGAAGGGGAACUCGGACAAGCCGGUUAAUGACAAUCAGUGGCACAACGUAAUUGUGUCGCGUGACACCAGUAACGUCCACACGCUCAAGAUCGACUCCCGCACUGUCACCCAGCACUCCAACGGUGCCCGCAACCUGGACCUCAAGGGAGAGCUGUACAUCGGGGGGCUGAGCAAGAACAUGUUCAACAACCUGCCCAAGCUGGUGGCCUCGCGGGACGGCUUCCAAGGCUGCCUGGCCUCCGUGGACCUCAACGGCCGCCUGCCCGACCUUAUCGCUGACGCCCUGCACCGGAUCGGGCAAGUCGAGAGGGGCUGCGACGGGCCCAGCACCACGUGCACCGAGGACUCUUGUGCCAACCAGGGCGUCUGCCUGCAGCAGUGGGACGGCUACACGUGUGACUGCACCAUGACCUCGUACGGUGGCCCCGUGUGCAACGACCCUGGCACUACGUACAUCUUUGGGAAGGGCGGGGCGCUUAUCACCUACACCUGGCCGCCCAACGACCGGCCCAGCACACGAGCCGACCGGCUGGCUGUGGGCUUCAGCACGCACCAGAAGAACGCCAUCCUGGUGCGGGUGGACAGCGCCUCCGGGCUGGGGGACUAUCUGCAGCUGCACAUAGACCAAGGCACAAUCGGGGUCAUCUUCAACGUGGGCACGGAUGACAUCACCAUCGAGGAGACCAAUGCCAUGGUUAACGACGGCAAGUACCACGUGGUGCGCUUCACCCGGAGCGGGGGCAAUGCCACGCUACAAGUGGACAACUGGCCCGUCAACGAGCGCUACCCAGCAGGGAACAGUGAUAAUGAGCGGCUGGCGAUUGCUAGGCAGAGAAUUCCGUAUCGGCUGGGUCGAGUAGUAGAUGAGUGGCUACUCGACAAAGGUCGACAGCUGACAAUAUUUAACAGUCAGGCCGCCAUCAAGAUCGGAGGCCGGGAUCAGGGCCGCCCCUUCCAGGGCCAGAUCUCGGGGCUCUACUACAACGGGCUCAAGGUGCUGUCCCUGGCAGCCGAGAGUGACCCCAACGUGUGGGUGGAGGGGAACCUCCGGUUGGUGGGUGAGGUGCCCUCUGUCAUGACCACCGAGACCACUGCCACCACCCUGCUGGCCGACAUGUCCACCACCAUCAUGGAGACCACCACCACCAUGGCCACCACCACCACGCGGCGCGGCCGCUCUCCCACCAUGCGUGACAGCAUCACCCAGAACACAGACGACCUGUUGGUGGCGUCAGCUGAGUGCCCCAGUGAUGAUGAGGACCUGGAGGAGUGUGAGCCCAGCACAGGAGGUGAAUUAGUAUUGCCCAUAAUUACCGAAGAUUCCUUAGACACCCCACCAAUUGCCACCCGGUCUCCAUUCAUACCCCCGCCACCUACCUUUGGCCCCUUCCUAACUGUAAUAGAGACCACCAGAGACACCUUAGCCCCUUCCGCCAAUCAAAAACCCCCGUGCUUAGCCGACCAAGAGGACAGCGAUUGUGAAGAGGGCAUUGAGGCCUCCGGUUACGCCUCGGGCGAGGUCUUCGACUCCAGCCUGCCCCCUACUGAUGACGAAGAUUUUUACACCACAUUCCCCUUGGUCACAGAUAGGACCCUGCUGGCCAGGCCAGAUGGAGCAUCUAAAAAGUCCCAAGGCUUCAGGCCCAACAUUAGGACAGGAGUGCCGGCUUCAUCCUCAAUCCCUGAGCUCCUGACCUCCACUGCCUCUCCCGAUCUGGUCCGUAACAUCCCCGCCGGCAAAAUGAACAAUCGCGAGGCCCCCAAACCCCACCCAGACCAGUACCCCCCUCUGCCCACCUCUUUUGAACUCGACAACCGUAACAGGCAUAAGUACCCCGGUAUAACGUCUUCCCCCAAUUUCCACAAUCUACCCACAGCUAACCCCACCGGCUCGGGGGAGAGGGGUCCCCCGGGAGCCGUCGAGGUGAUCCGCGAAUCUAGCAGCACCACGGGGAUGGUGGUCGGCAUUGUGGCGGCGGCCGCCCUGUGCAUCCUCAUCCUCCUCUAUGCCAUGUACAAGUACCGAAACCGGGACGAAGGCUCUUACCAGGUGGAUCAGAGCCGGAACUACAUCAGCAACUCGGCACAGAGCAAUGGCACGGUGGUGAAGGAGAAACCCACCUCUGCCACCAAAACCCCCAGCAAGAGCAAGAAAAACAAGGACAAGGAGUAUUAUGUGUGAGUCUCCGCCCCCCCCGGCCCCGCCUCCCUCCUGUCCCUCUGGUGGCGAGCGCGAGAGAGACGAUCGCAGGGUGAGACCGGCUCAAAUCAUGCCAACCUUUGGAUACAAGAGACCAACGAAACCUCCCAGCCUUCCUUUCUCCUCCCUCUGCAUCACAGAGGCAACCAGUGGAUCCUGCCCCCCACCUCCACCCCACACUGGUUUCAAUUUGUUCAUUUCCCCCUUAUUUAAUUUUUCUGUUCAUCCUCGUAAAUUAAUAACAACCACCGCAAAAUCAAAAUCAUGCUCGCUUCCCACACCCCGCCCCGGAUUCCUUCAGAUCUUGGGGGUUUGCUUAAUUUGUUUUCCUUUUAGCAAAGGAAGUGGGGGAAAGAACAGGGCAGGGGGCGAUCAAAUCACACACACCAUGGUUAGAGGUUGGCACCGGAAAUAAGCAACCACUCGGAAACAGAACAGAAAACGAGGAUCUGGGGGUGGGGGAGGCAGAUUAAUGAAGGCUUCAGAGCUCCCUAGAUAAAGCUGAGCCAGGAUAUUGCCUUAUAGAUAUAUAUAUAUAUGUGUGUGUGUGUAUAUAUAUAUAUAUAUAGGUGACAGCUCAUUCCCCCCCCCCCUCUGUUAUCCCAGGAGGUUAGACGCUUCCUCAUCUGGAUGAAACUUUGGGGUACAUCUCCCCACCCCUUUUAGACCCCUCUCCCAUGCCCUGUUUGGAAACAGACUAAUCCAAUUGGGAUACAAAAGAUUUGAUUUUUCUCUCAUAACUAUCGACAAAAUUCCGACGCGGAGCAGGAUACAGCUGGAUCCAGAAAACUUGGCUGGGCAAAGAUUUUGGGGAUGAAAAAUCGGUCUCACUCGGAAUUAUUAUUAAAACAAUAAAAGGGGGGGGUUCUUUAAUUAUAACUGAUUUUUUUCUCUCUCUCUUUGUUAAUGUGUCAGAGUCUUGGAAAUGUGUGGAGUAAACCGAACCGAAACACAAAAUCACGAACUCUCGGGAAAAUAAAAAUGAAUCCAUUAAUACCGAUGGUGGUAAAUA